ACAGUCAAACUAAAAUGUUCGACAAAAUCAUACUCUGUCUUGUGUACGCCACUUGUGUCUAUUCCGUAUCGGAAAUAUCGGAGGAAACGUGCGAAACACUCAUGUCUGACAUUAAUUUGAUCAAAGAGGAAUUCGACGAAUUGGGCCGACUACAGAGAAUAUGCAAUGGGGAGGUGGCCGUCAACAAGUGCGAAGGCUCCUGCAAGAGCCAAGUCCAGCCGUCGGUCAUCACCCCCACGGGAUUUCUCAAAGAAUGUUACUGCUGCAGGGAAAGCUUCCUAAGGGAACGCACCAUCACCCUCACCCACUGCUAUGACCCUGACGGCGUGCGUCUCACGGCCGAAACCGUCAAUUCCAUGGACGUGAAAUUGCGCGAACCGGCCGAAUGCAAAUGUUACAAGUGUGGCGAUUUCAGCCGAUAAUUUUGUAUCAAUAAAAACCGAUCAAUUU
This is a messenger RNA of Tribolium castaneum (red flour beetle), 450 nucleotides long. It is a transcript of the gene Pburs, whose product is annotated as Partner of Bursicon. The transcript is spliced from 3 exons. Gene Ontology annotation, cellular component: bursicon neuropeptide hormone complex; extracellular region. Gene Ontology annotation, biological process: G protein-coupled receptor signaling pathway. Gene Ontology annotation, molecular function: neuropeptide hormone activity; G protein-coupled receptor binding. Lineage: Eukaryota; Metazoa; Arthropoda; Insecta; Coleoptera; Tenebrionidae. Bases 15 to 422 code for a protein of 135 amino acids. The record is from RefSeq and is marked provisional.